UUUGAGACACGUGAGCUCAGCCAGGAGGGGCCCUGCGAUAUGGACUGUGGUCGAGAAGACUCAGGACACGGCACACACUCUCAGCUGCCACACCUUCACACACGGCCUGAUCUGCUCUCCAACAGUCCAGGAUGCCUUCUGGCAGUGUGCUGUCCUUUGUCAAGAGCCUGUCUAGGCGGAAGCCUCUGGAGCCGGAUGGUGAACAGUCUGACUUUAAGCGAUGUUUAACCACGCUGGACCUGGUAGCCCUGGGAGUGGGCAGUACGCUCGGAGCUGGUGUCUAUGUCCUGUCAGGUGAAGUGGCCCGAACUGUGGCCGGCCCCAGCAUCAUCGUUUCCUUCUUCAUCGCGGCCGUGGCCUCCGUCUUCGCAGGGCUGUGUUACGCAGAGUUCGGUGCCCGUGUCCCCAAAACAGGCUCGGCGUAUCUCUACAGCUACGUCACUGUGGGGGAAAUAUGGGCUUUCAUUACAGGGUGGAACCUCCUGCUCUCCUACAUCAUAGGUACUUCCAGUGUCGCCAGAGCCUGGAGUGGCACCUUUGAUGACCUAAUCGGGAAUGUUAUUGCUAAUUAUUUGAGCGAGCACGCAGCCAUGAACUUACCUGGACUCGCCCCUUACCCAGACUUCUUUGCAGCUGCCCUUAUUAUGCUUUUAGCAGGUAUCCUUGCUUUUGGAGUGAAGGAAUCAGCAAUCGUCAACAAGAUCUUCACUGCGGUAAACAUAGUGGUGUUGUUGUUUGUCAUCAUCUCUGGAUUCAUCAAAGGUAAUAUCGGAAACUGGCAGCUGACUGAGGAGGACAUCAUCAAUGCCUCAGUACCCGUAAAUGGCUCGGCCAUAAACAGCACUGUUCUAGGAAACUACGGAGCUGGAGGAUUUUUCCCGUUUGGAUUUGAAGGAACAAUAGCUGGAGCCGCCACCUGCUUCUAUGCAUUUGUGGGAUUUGACUGCAUUGCUACCACAGGUGAGGAGGUUCAGAACCCCCAGAAGUCCAUCCCUGUGGGUAUCGUGGCGUCUCUCCUCAUUUGCUUCCUGGCUUACUUUGGCGUGUCGGCCGCUCUCACCCUUAUGAUGCCGUACUACCAGCUGAGCGUACAGAGCCCUCUCCCAGUGGCCUUCACUUACGUGGGCUGGGAGCCGGCGAAGUACGUCGUUGCUGUAGGGUCUCUGUGUGCCCUCUCCACAAGUCUGUUGGGCUCGAUGUUCCCCAUGCCCCGUGUCCUGUUUGCCAUGGCCAGAGAUGGACUGCUCUUCAAACCGCUGAGUAACAUCAGCUCAAGGCAAAGUCCUGUAAUAGCCACUCUCUCUUCGGGAGUGGUGGCAGCCAUUAUGGCCCUCGUGUUUGACCUGAAGGCCCUGGUGGACAUGAUGUCCAUUGGCACUUUGUUUGCCUACACUCUGGUAGCCAUCUGUAUCCUCAUCCUCAGAUACCAAACAGAUUCAGAUGAAAUGAAUGACAAGCAGAAGUGGAAUCUUCUACGACCACCUUCUUCACCCACUCCGACAAGCUCAAAGGUUGUGUCCUACCUGACCAUUUUCACAAUUGUACUCGCAGUGGUUCUGAGCGUGAUUCUGACCAAGGGAAUAGAGUUAGUGAAGGAGUGGUGGAUGAUUCUCAUCAUCACUCUAGCUCUGCUGUUCUUGCUAACCACUGUCAUCAUCAUCUGGAGGCAGCCACAGAGCAGCGUCAAAGCUGCCUUUAUGGUUCCUCUUCUGCCAGUGCUCCCAAUUCUUAGCACUUUUGUCAAUGUCUAUCUCAUGGUCCAACUGGGAGGAGAUACAUGGAUCCGCUACGCAGUUUGGAUGGCAAUAGGCUUAUUGAUCUAUUUUGCCUACGGAGUGUGGCACAGCGUCCAGAAGAAACGAGAACAAACACCUCACAGUGUCCAAGUUAAAACUGUCGGUGCUCAACUAGAGAAGGCCAACAAAGACGGCUCCUUCCCACCGCUGCGUCAAACCAAGUUGUAACCAGUGGUGCGGCUAACAGACUCAGACUCUGCCUUAAUAGCUUGAUCUGAAAUGAAAACGUAAAGAUUCAUAUUGGAUCAGCAUCUGUGCAUUAUUGAGAAUCUGUAUUCUGAACACCUGAAAUGUUUCCCAGACCGGGAUUAAGACUAGUCCAUUCAGAAUGCUGUGUAGUCCAGGGCUGGGCUUAUUCUCAUUCUGGGAAACCCGCUUAAUGGCCUCUUUUCCAAUGUCAAGCCAAAUGGUUCUCAGGGCUGUACUGGGCCGUUCCGUGCUGGUCUGGACUCGCGAGACUGGUUAUGGUUUCUUUUUCCAUCUGUUGUUCCACUAAAUUAGAACUAGGAAAUACUGAAGAAAAUUGCACAAAUGAGUUGCUAACUGCUAACAGGCUAACUUUUACAAGCAUUCCUUCUGUCACUCCAACACCAGUCUCUCAUGUGCUCUCAUCUUCUUUAUCAUUUAAACAGGUGGUAUUUAAGCAUCUGUUACUGAAACAGCCUGGACUGUGUUGGGCUUCAUCUGUAACGUUAGCUGGCUAACUACACUAGCAUUGGCGUCGCCCAGCAGGACCAGCACCACAGAGCAAUUAUAAUUUUUAUCCUUCUGUCACUUCAACUGCAGACAUUUGAAUUUGUGAUCUCAGAUACAAGUCUUGAUCAU
Colossoma macropomum (tambaqui) is the source of this 2621-nucleotide messenger RNA. Its product is annotated as cationic amino acid transporter 2 family protein. The transcript has 12 exons. Gene Ontology annotation, biological process: amino acid transport; transmembrane transport. The record is from RefSeq and is a predicted model, not a curated record. Gene Ontology annotation, cellular component: plasma membrane. Bases 132 to 1964 code for a protein of 610 amino acids. NCBI's taxonomy places the organism in Eukaryota, Metazoa, Chordata, Actinopteri, Characiformes, Serrasalmidae. Gene Ontology annotation, molecular function: amino acid transmembrane transporter activity.